CGCGCCAGAUCCAAGCUGAGGGACGUUUUCUUCACCGUUACAGACAUUUGACGAUUUUCCUUGCUGGUUUCGUUUCCCAUUUUUGCAACCCUUCCGAUGAGCACAAAAGUAAAAACGAUUGGAAACGGCUCUCACCACUCCCUAAUGUCCUCUGCGCCAAAACCCGACAGUUUGAAGAAGAAACCCACAAAACCCUCGUCAGCAAAGAAGGCCGAGGACCAUGUGUCGCAGGUCGACUUCUCAACAAUGGAUGACCGAGUGCUUCGUCGUUACAAACGUACAUUCAAACUAAGGGCAAAAAGCUCCAAGGAGAGUCGAGAUGAGCUUGUCUCAUCCGUUACAAAGCAUUUUCUGCAACAAGAGAUCAAUGAGAAAGACACCAUUACGUUCUUCAUAUACACCCUACGCAACCAAGAAAACGUCUACAAGCUGCCACCCAAGGUUCCUGUCGUUUCAAGCUAAUGCCGAAUGCUCGGCCCAUUUUGCAUGCCCUCGUCGUCCCUACCUUAGAUUCCCUUGUCCCUGCGUUCCUUGUACAUAGUGUUCUCAGUUACCCCUACUCAAUUAAAAAAAACGCCCUAGUGCAAAACGAUA
This is a messenger RNA of Spizellomyces punctatus DAOM BR117, 594 nucleotides long. RefSeq lists its product as uncharacterized. Gene Ontology annotation, biological process: regulation of DNA-templated transcription. Gene Ontology annotation, cellular component: histone deacetylase complex. The transcript has 3 exons. Lineage: Eukaryota; Fungi; Chytridiomycota; Chytridiomycetes; Spizellomycetales; Spizellomycetaceae. The record is from RefSeq and is a predicted model, not a curated record. Gene Ontology annotation, molecular function: transcription coregulator activity; protein binding. Bases 97 to 462 code for a protein of 121 amino acids.